Molecule: messenger RNA, 1693 nt
Organism: Spinacia oleracea (spinach)
Lineage: Eukaryota; Viridiplantae; Streptophyta; Magnoliopsida; Caryophyllales; Amaranthaceae
Product: serine/threonine-protein kinase RIPK
Exons: 5
Coding region: 174-1556 (460 amino acids)
Biological process (GO): protein phosphorylation
Molecular function (GO): protein kinase activity; ATP binding
Source: RefSeq, a predicted model, not a curated record
GCCGGUCUUUCUUUGUUAAAGUAUCCUUUAAAAAACAAAAGGUAUUCUUCCAAAACCACAAACCCAUUUUCCACUAUCAUUUCUUUUCACAUCAAACUAUACUCAUUUUGCUUAAUCUUCAAGCUCUUCCCUUAAAUUGGAAGACCAAACCCCAAAAAUAACAAACAACAAAAAUGGCACUUAAAAUGGCCAUGUGUUGUUUUAGCAAUACUCUUGACACAAAUGAUGAACUUGUUCAUCCUAAACAAACUCCCUUACCUUCUCCUCAAAGAGUAUCUCAUUUAGGUUUAACCAAUACUUACCUUUACACCUCUGAUAUGUCGAUCAACGAGCUUUCGAACUCGAUUCCUGGUUCAAACCUCCAUGUUUUUAGCCAUGAUGAACUUAGGUUAAUCACUAACAACUUCUCCUUAAGUAACUUCCUUGGUGAAGGUGGGUUCGGUGCGGUUUAUAAAGGCUUCUUACAUGAUAGUCUUAGGCCUGGAUUAGAGGCUCAAGCUGUUGCUGUUAAGGUCUUGGAUUUGGAAGGAACACAAGGCCAUAAGGAGUGGCUGGCUGAAGUGAUAUAUCUUGCGCAAUUAAGGCACCCUAAUUUGGUGAAGUUAAUUGGGUAUUCAUGUGAAAAUGACCAAAGGCUCCUUGUGUAUGAGUUUAUGGCAAGGGGUAAUUUGGACAAGCAACUUUUUAGCAGACGUUCUGUUCCGUUGCCAUGGUUGACAAGAAUCAAAGUUGCAUUAGAAGCUGCAAAAGGCUUAGAUUUUCUUCAUGAACUCAAUAAACCAGUCAUUUUCAGAGAUUUUAAGGCUGCUAACAUACUCUUAAAUGCUGAUUAUACUGCAAAACUCUCGGAUUUUGGGUUUGCAAGAGAUGGGCCAGGGGAAGAUAAGAGUCAUGUUUCAACCAAGAACAUAGUGGGCACUCACGGCUAUGCAGCCCCAGAGUACAUUAUGACAGGUCAUUUGACAACCAUGAGCGAUGUCUACAGUUUCGGGGUAGUACUACUAGAGAUACUAACAGGAAGAAGAUGUAUGGACAAAAAGCGCCCGAAAAAGGAGCAGAGUUUAGUAGAAUGGGGGAGACCUCUACUCAAAGAUCCUCGAAAAAUCGAAGGCUUAAUGGACCCGAGACUAGACGGGCAAUACUCUAUCGAAGGUUCGAAAAUAGCAGCUCAAUUGGCCUACCAAUGCCUAAGCAAGCACCCCAAAACACGGCCGAAAAUGAGUGCAGUGAUCAAAGUGUUGGAACCCCUUUUGGAGCUCAAUGACAUGCCAUUUGGGGGUACUUUUGUGUAUGUUGUACCUAAAGAAGGUACUCAAGUAAUAACCAAGAAAGAACAAUCAUUGUUAUGUGAUGUUAAAGAUGAGGAUGUUAAUAUAAUUGAUGUAAAAAAUGAAGUGGUGAAAGUUGAAUUGGAAGAAAAGGAGGUUGAAAUAGGAGAAAACAACAAACAAGAAGAAGUUCAAAUUGGAGAAAAACAAAGGAUUAGAGAGCAUAGAAGAUCAUUGAGAUCUAGGGCUGUUAAAUCUGAUUCAGAUCUUUGUAAAGCUCAACAAUAGGAGGCUUUAAUUUGUUUUAAUUAGUAAUUAUGAUUUAAUUCACUGCAAGUGUACAAAGUUUUUUGUUGGAACAAAUAAUGAGUUAUUUCAGUUGUGUAACUAAUAAGAAGAAAGCUAUGGGCAUAUUACAAUCAAAA